Molecule: messenger RNA, 1875 nt
Organism: Wyeomyia smithii (pitcher-plant mosquito)
Lineage: Eukaryota; Metazoa; Arthropoda; Insecta; Diptera; Culicidae
Product: elongation of very long chain fatty acids protein 1-like
Exons: 5
Coding region: 603-1421 (272 amino acids)
Biological process (GO): fatty acid elongation, saturated fatty acid; fatty acid elongation, monounsaturated fatty acid; fatty acid elongation, polyunsaturated fatty acid
Cellular component (GO): endoplasmic reticulum membrane
Molecular function (GO): fatty acid elongase activity
Source: RefSeq, a predicted model, not a curated record
AAGCUCGAGCCACCGACUGCUCGAUCAGCCCGCUUGCUAGCCGUCGUUGAUUUACCGUCCUGAACUUCGCCUUGCCGCGUGCUUCGGUGCCACAGACUUUAGUAUUUAUCAAAAGAGAGCAGCGUGCGGAUGCGCGUCGCGAUAUCUCCGCGUCGACUUAUACAACAACGACGGUUCGGUUUGACGGUUUGACACACCAUCAUCGGCUGGCUAGCUGCAGUUCGCGCGCACUAAAGUACGCGCGGUGAUCCAUAGUUCCAUUCGACUCGGCUGCACGCGAACCAUUAUUUGAACAGACGUAACUGGAGGAAGUGGUCGCGUGCUAACCAUCGCAGUCGCAGUCAUUUUUGACUACCAUUCUUCGUUCGUCGUAUCAAAUUCUAAGCGUGGAAGACCAAGAUGACGUCAAGUAGUGCAAACAGUGUUUUAUAGGAUCGUUAAAAUUUGUACUUAGUAAAGCACCUCCAAGCAACCAAAUCAGGGAAUCCGUUUCACGAACUGUUUAGUACCCAAGACUGGUGCCUUUAGACGAAAUCAGACAGUUUCUCCAAACUGUCCGAAGAAACUAGUGUAGUGAAAAGUUUCAUUGAUUUUCGUUCAAAAUGGAUAUCCUGCAACAAAUGAAUCUGUCGGAUUUUACACUGUAUGAUCUGAUAAAUGUGAAAGGUGUUGAGGACACUAUCGACAAAUACCCGUUGAUGGCGUCGCCGGUGCCGGGAUCCAUACUAAUAGCGAUAUAUCUUUACUUGAUUUACAAAUGGGGACCAAACUAUAUGGAAAACCGCAAACCAUUCGACUUGAAGUUGGUCAUAGCCGCUUAUAAUAUCUUCCAAGUGAUUGCCUGCUCCUAUUUGGUGUUGAACUACAUUAAAGUAGGAUUCGAGUUUAGCUUCAUCGGAAGAUGCACACCAAAGCUGCCCGUGCGGGAGUACGAACAUGGCUACGAUGCGGUUUACUAUGGCUGGCUCGCGAUGUGUCUGCGGAUGGUGGAAUUCAUCGAAACCGUCUUCUUUGUUCUACGUAAGAAGCAGAACCAGGUGUCGGCGCUGCACGUCUAUCAUCACAUUAGCACUUUCCUUAUCGUGUGGUGGAGUCUCAAACUAAGCUUAUCUUAUCAGGAAAUGUCGAUUAUGGUGCUCAACUCGAUCGUCCACAUUAUCAUGUACUCGUACUAUCUGCUGUCAUCGUACCAAAUGUUCCGUCCGGUGACAAGCCGCGUCAAACCUGCCAUCACCAUCAUCCAAUUGGCUCAGCUGGUGACGAUGCUAAUCCACGUGAAUGCCGCCCUGCAGCCCACUUGCGCUUCCAACAAGUUUAUCUACAUGCUGCACGCCAUCAAUCUUGUCAUCCUGAUUAGUCUGUUCACCAACUUCUACAUGCAGACCUACAUCAAGAAAAGCCGCAAAGCCAAACAAAGCUAGUAACGCACCGUUCCUCCCUUUUUCUCUAUCAUUCCCUUUCUCUCUCUCUGUCUCUCUCACUUUGAAGCGAUGUACCACCGUAUCAACUCGGGGCAGUUACAUUAGUUUUGUUUACCUAUUGGUCAUCUUUUUCGCCAACAUGGGUGACACAAUCGAAGGAAAAAAAAAAGUGAAAUUUACAAGUCAACAUUCAAAUAUCAACCAACGCUCCACUAGUGAUGCAAUGGCACAUUGCAACGUGAAACGCAAACACAGAGAGAAGGGAAAUCCUAGCAAGAGGAACGCACUUGUUUUGCUCUCCAAACUAGUGCGUUUCGCAGGUGGCAUUUCGGUUCGGUUUUAGGAAUAUUUGAACAAAAUGUUGACUAACGGUAAAUGCUGCUCUUAACCAUUAUCUGCCACAGUGAAUGUUUCAGCAAAAUAUGAUUAAUUUAGUGGUAGGAAACACAGUAAA